This is a messenger RNA of Globicephala melas (long-finned pilot whale), 4040 nucleotides long. The record is from RefSeq and is a predicted model, not a curated record. Lineage: Eukaryota; Metazoa; Chordata; Mammalia; Artiodactyla; Delphinidae.
CGCGGGCAGAGGUGCCCCGAGGCUGCGGCGUUGUGGGGCGGCGGCGCCGCCCGACCUUCGGCGUCCCCGGGACCCCCGGGCGGCGGUGAGGGCGGCGACGGCGGCGCGGACGGGCAGGCGAAGCUGAGCUGGCUGCUCCAGGAUGCACCACAGCUCUGAGAAGGGGAAGCAGAAAUCCUGCUGGCUCUGCUAUGGCGUGUGAACCGCAGAUGGACCCCGGCGGGGCGGCUGGCCCCUUGCCCACCUCCUCCCCUGGGUGGAGCGCCCUGCCUGGCGGGAGCCCUCCUGGCUGGGAGCAAGAGCUCCACAACGGCCAGGUCCUCACAGUUCUCCGGAUUGACAAUACCUGUGCACCCAUCUCCUUCGAUCUGGGAGCCGCCGAAGAACAACUGCAGACCUGGGGCAUUCAGCAGGUCCCGGCUGAGCAGUACAGGAGCCUGGCUGAGAGUGCCCUCUUGGAGCCCCAAGUGAGAAGAUACAUCAUCUACAACUCGAGGCCUAUGCGGCUGGCCUUCGCUGUGGUGUUCUACGUGGUGGUAUGGGCCAACAUCUACUCCACCAGCCAGAUGUUCGCCCUGGGGAACCACUGGGUGGGUGUGCUGCUCGUGACCCUGGCUGCCAUGAGUCUGACCCUGACUCUUGUGCUCAUUUUCGAGAGACACCAGAGGAAGGCCAACGCCAACACGGAUCUGAGGCUGGCGGCUGCCAACGGAGCCCUCCUGAGACACCGGGUGCUGUUGGGGGUGACAGACACGGUGGAAGGCUGCCAGAGUGUGAUUCAGCUCUGGUUUGUCUACUUUGACCUGGAGACCUGUGUGCAGUUUUUGUCCGACCAUGUUCGAGAAAUGAAGACGAGCCAAGAGUCCUUGCUGAGAAGCAGAUUGAGCCAGCUGUGUGUUGUCAUGGAGACUGGGGUGAGCCCCACGGUGGCCGAGGGGCCGGAGAACCUGCUGGAGGAAGCUCCUCUCCUGCCCAGCAGUCCUCGUCCCACGGAGAGGCCACUCAUGCAGACCGAGCUUCGCCAGCUUAUUCCUGAGGCUGAGCCGGAGGUAACAGGCACCUGGGCCAGUCAGGUCCCCUCCUCCCCAACCAGGAAAUGGCCCAGCAGCUGCUGGCAGUGUUUGGUGGCUACUACAUCCGGCUCCUGGUGACCUCUCAGCUCCCCCAGGCAUUGGGCACACGACACACAGACUCUCCAAGGAUUCCAUGCCCCUGCCAGCUCAUAGAAGCCCACAUCCUGGGCACAGGGUGCUGCCCAUUCCUGGGCAGGUGACCUAGGGACGAAGGUACUCAUCUUCUUCCAACGCUGAAGGUGAGAAGUCAGGGAGGCCUCAGGAGCCCAAGGUGGCCGACGGUGAGCCCUAGGCGAGGAGAGCAGCAUCUGGGGGCACUCUGAGGCUGUCAGUCACGUCAGCACUGCGAAUAUUGUGCUCACUCCAGGACCCUGCACGAGAAUGGCUUGUCAACAUCCCACACUGGCCCCUGGCCUUUGCAGAAGCCGAUGGUCCCACUCUGAGGUACUUUCUGUGCUGCUUAGAACUGUGGGCAUGGAUGAAAGGGCCACCCGCACAUCCCUUUCAUUGUCUGGAGAGCCCAGGAAAUGUGAAGAUGACCAGCCUGGACUGAAUGUGUGUCCAAAGCUUGGUCUCAGGUGAUGCUUCUGUCCCCACCCCCUUCUUGUCAGAUGGAAACUCAGGGAGGACACUGCUCUUUGUGGCAUCGCCUUGGGCCCCUUAGAUUAUAAGAAGCCUCUUCCCAAUCUGAAGUGAAGAAGUAAAUUCUGAGAAUGUUCUCCAUCUUUAAGCUGUUUCUUUCCUACGUUUUCUGAAAAAAGAUGGCGCUUGGGCUUGUAUGCUAGCACACAGGCCUUGAGGAGUAGGAAACAGACGGCCUGUAACUGCUAAUGGGAAUAUUUGGAAGAGACUGAUCCUGUCUGAUUGGAGGACAUAUUUUGUUCACAGCAUGCUUGCUUGUGGGAUGGUUUCAUACUGCAGACAGAGAAUGGCCGUGUGUUCCUUGACACUAACACUGUCCUGGAGUGAAGCGUAAUCUGUCACUUGUGGAAUUCCAUGAAGAGCUCAGAGGCUGCCGGGUGCUCUGCUUCUGAACAAGUUUGAAGACCCGUUGUUCCCUAGGCCCAAAUCCAAAAGCCCUAGCCUGGCAUUUAAAGGCUCCCCAGCACCUAAGACCUGGCCUUCAUCUGCAAUUUUGGCUUCAUCGCCCAUAAAAAUCCUUCGUAGGUUGAAACUCUUUUCCUGGACUGACAUACCUGUUCCUUUGUAUGUGCUGGACUCCUAUGCAUGCUUUUGUAAAAAAAAAAUUUUUUUUAAUUGAGGUAUGGUUGACGUAAGAUAUAUACAAGGUUCAGGUGUACAACAUAGUGAUUCACCAUUUUUAAAUGUUAUACUCCACUUAUAGUUAUUAUAAAAUAUUGACUGUAUUCCCUGUGUUGUACAAUAUAUCUUUGUAGCUUAUUUAUUUUAUACAUGGUAAUUUGUACCUCUUAUCCCCUCCCCCUAUCUUGCCCGUCCCCCUCCUAUGCCUGCUUUAAUGCUCAGCUUUCCUUACCCCUCCUUCAGGAAGCCUUUCAACAUAGCCAGACCUGCCACUCUCUGCCUCCUUUAUUUUUUUAUUUUUAUUUUUUAAAAAUUACCUCUUAAUCCAUGAAUCCAAAUCAUCUCACUUUUUUUUUUUUCCCCACGCCACGUGGCUUGCGGGAUCGUAGUUCCCCGACCUUGGAUUGAACCGAGGCCACCGCAGUGAAAACACCGAGUCCUAACCACUGGACCUCCAGGGAAUUCCUGACUCUGCGGCCUUUAAAUUCUUGAUGUAGUUGCUGCUUUUACUCAUGUUUUAUGUUAUUGAUUCUGUUUUCCUGUGCAUAUACCUAUUCUUCUAGCUAGACUAUAAGCUCCUCAAGGACAAAGACUGCACCUUGUACUUCUUGUGCAUGACCUGGACUUGCUAAGGAAAAAAAUCCUGUGGACUGAGUGCUUUGUCAUCUCUAUAGUAGCUUUUGCAAAUUACUCUCUGUACUCAGUUGAAUGAUGAAGUUGUCACAGACUGGGGUUCUGGUCCUGAACUGCCACUUUUAGCUAUGUAACUUUAGGCUGGUCCUCAGUCUACACAUCUGUAUAGUGGGUAGAUUGGAUGAUUCUUAAUGGCCCUUUCAAAGCCAAAGAUCUGGGAAUUUCCAUCUUUUUCUGUUCCAUUUUAACCCUUGGCCUUUCUCUCUGUUAUGCCUUUAUCUACAAUGCAGAAAGGUUCUAUAGACCCACACAGGUGAGGUGUCCCAGACCUGAUACCCCUUUGGAUGGAACACUGGCCUAGCCAGCAGGAGAGCUGUAUUCUCAUUUCAGAUCUGCUACUUCUUAGCAGUGUGACCUUGGCUAGGUUAACCUCUCUGAAUGUCAGUUCACUCUAUAAAUGAAUCUGGUGAACAUGAAAUGUAAUUAUGUGGGUGACUUACCAUGUAAGAGAUGAAUCUGACUGUUCACUUUCUCUGGGCCAGAGAAGAGAAAUCAUGUACAUAGACUAGCCCUUGGAAAUGGCUCUUUUAGGCGUUUCUCGUCAGCCGACAAAUGCUGCGGCCCGCUUUGCUCAAUGAGAAUUAUUCAUGAAGGCGAUCACUGUCUUUCUCACUGUCUUGCCACAGCGGAAGUGUGGGCUGUGAAUGUGAUCAAUAGUAGCCCAUAUUUAUCAUCCAACCAUCAAACCCUGGUAAGUAUAAUAGCAGAGAAUAAAAAUGUGUGUUUUGACCAAACAGCAGUUUCUCCACUUGACAGCCUCCUUAAAGGACCCUCGAUGUGUUGUUUCCUGCCUUUUCCUCUCUUUAGAGUUUCUGGUGGUGUCACCCAGUGGGUAGGGCAUUCAGGUGUGCCCAUGAGGUACAUUUCUUCUCAUUUGAGCCUCAGUUUCCUCUUUUAGAAAAUUCUGUGAUCUCUGUCUUGCCUGCUGCACAGGGUUGCUGUGAAGAUGAGAUUCCACAAAGGAACGUGUGCGCCGUUUCAAAGCUCUGUGUUGAUGGCGGGCGUGGAGCU